AUGGCGCCCGUCAAGUCGCAUUCCAAGGUCGUUUCCAUCGGACGGACUCCGUUAGUGCAUCCGCUGGACCCGCUGAGUCCCGCGGAGAUCUCUGUCGCCCUCGCGACGGUCCGCACGGCUGGAGCUACUCCCGAGCUGCGGGAUGCCAUCCGCUUUAUUGAGGUGGCUCUUAACGAGCCACCCAAGGACGUGGUCGCACUGGCAGACGCCUACUUCUUCCCUCCUUACCAGCACUCGGUGUACAUUCCACCCGCCAACGCUCACCCUCCCACUCACAACAAACCGUCCUCCUCCUUUCCCUCCUCCUCCUCCCCCAUCCCUUCCUCCACCACCACCACCCCCUCCCCCUCCGCCUCCUCCGCCGCCUCCCCCUCUCCCAAAGCGGCUGUUCUCCGCCUCCCCCCCCGGGAGGCGAGGCUGGUGACGUGGAACAAGCUGACCAAUCAGACGGCGGUAUGGGUGGUACAGCUGGCAGAGGUGCAUGCGAGUCUCAGGGGGGGGCACCACCGUGGACGAAUCAAAUCGUGCCAGGUCAUGGAGGACGUUCAGCCCGCCAUGGACGCAGUGGAGUAUGCAGAGUGCGAGGCAGCAGUGAAGGCACACCCGCCAUUUCAAGAGGCGAUGAGGCGACGAGGUGUCGAUGACAUGGACCUAGUCAUGGUGGACGCGUGGUGUGUGGGGUAUUACUCUGAAGCGGAUCACCCCAAUCGCCGCCUCGCCAAGCCGCUCAUCUUCUGCCGCUUCCCCUCUGACUGCUCUUUGGACAAUGGAUACGCCAGGCCCGUCGAGGGUAUAUACGUGACGUUGGACCUGCAGAGCAUGGAAGUGAUCAGGUGCGAGGACAGGGAGCUCAUCCCCCUGCCCCCGCCCGACCCGCUGCGCAACUACACGGCCGGGACGGACAGGGGGGGCGUGGACCGCUCCGACUUGAAGCCCAUCAAGAUAGAGCAGCCCGAGGGGCCGAGCUUCCGCGUGAAUGGAUACGCUGUGGAGUGGCAGAAGUGGAGUUUCCGUGUAGGGUUCACGCCUAAAGAAGGCCUGGUGCUGCAUUCACUAGCCUACGACGAUGGCAGCAGCGGCAGGAGGGGCGUUGCGCACCGGCUGAGCUUCUGUGAGAUGGUGGUGCCGUAUGGCGACCCCCACGAGCCCCACUACCGCAAAAACGCCUUCGAUGCCGGCGAAGACGGGCUGGGCAAGAACGCCCACUCGCUAAAGAAGGGAUGUGACUGUCUAGGGUUGAUCCGCUACUUUGACGCGCACAUGAGCAACUUUCUCGGUGGCGUCGAGACGAUAGAGAACGCCGUGUGCAUGCAUGAGGAGGACCAUGGCAUGCUCUGGAAGCACGUGGACUGGCGCUCGGGGCACACGGAAGUGAGGCGGUCGAGAAGGCUCGUGCUCUCGUUUGUGUGCACGGUGGCCAACUACGAAUACGGCUUCUUCUGGUAUCUCUAUCAGGAUGGCAAGAUCGAAGCGCAAGUAAAGCUCACGGGGAUCCUAUCAGUGGGCACUCUGAGGGAGGGCGAGGAGCGCAAGUAUGGGACACUGCUGGCGCCGGGGCUGUAUGCUCCCAUCCACCAGCACUUCUUUGUGGCUCGCAUGGACAUGGCUGUUGACUGCCGCCCGGGCGAGCAGGCUAAUCAGGUGGCGGAGCUGAAUGUGAGGAUGGAAGGGGCAGGCCCGCACAACCCUCAUGCGAAUGCCUUCUAUGCAGAGGAGAGGGUGCUUCGGACAGAAGGCGAAGGGAUGAGAGACGUGGAUCCCAUGUCUGCCAGGCACUGGCUGAUCCAAAACACUCGGGCAGUCAACCGGGCAGGUCGUCCAACAGCCUACAAGCUCGUGCCAGGGUCCAACUGCCUGCCCUUCUCGCAGCCCGAGGCGAAAUUUCUCCGCCGGGCAGCUUUCCUGAAGCACAACCUGUGGGUCACGCCGUACCACCCGGAGGAACGGUUUCCGGGCGGCGAGUUCCCGAACCAGAACCCCAGGAUCGGCGAUGGGCUGUCCUCGUGGGUGCAGCAGAACAGAUCGAUCGACAAUGCUGAUGUGGUGCUCUGGUACGUGUUUGGCCUCACUCACGUCCCACGGCUGGAGGAUUGGCCCGUCAUGCCCUGUGAAUACCUCGGUUUCUGCCUCAUGGUGAGCUUGCCCUCAGCUGCUGCUACAGCCGGUGGUGCUACAGCCGGUGGUGCCAUAGCCGGUGGUUUGAGUGUGGAGGAGUUUAGGGCUUUCGAGUGCCCCCAGCUGAAAGGCUGUGUCUAUCUGGACCAUGCAGCAGCAGCAGCAGUAUACACUCGCUCGCAGGUCGCAGCAGCCACCAGAGCCCUCACUCUCUCUGGCCUUUUCCUCGCUCCAUCUUCCCACCACCAUAUUGCAGGCUGCGUCUACCUCGACCAUGCAGCAGCAGCAGUAUACAGGCGCUCGCAGGUCGUAGCAGCAACAAGAGCCUUCAUUCACUUGCUGCGUGCACCAGAGCCCUCACUCACUUGUCUUUCUCCCAUGUAUCUCGCCGUGCACCACAUCCCAGGCUGCGUGUACCUCGACCAUGCAGCAGCAGCGGUGUACACACGCUCGCAGAUUGCAGGCAGCCACCAGAGCCCUCACUCUCUUUGGCCCCUUUUCCUCGCUCCACCUUCUCACCACCAUAUUGCAGGCUGUGUGUAUCGCGACCAUGCAGCAGCAGCGGUGUACACACGCUGGCAGGUUGCAGCAGCUACCAGAGCCUUCAAUCUCUCCAUCAUCCUUUCUUCCCCCCUCUCCUCAUGCACCACAUCAGGCUGCGUGUAUCUUGACCAUGCAGCAGCAGCAGUGUACACUCGCUCGCAGGUCACAACAAUCAUGAGAACCCUCACCAAACUGUCUGAUUUCUCCCGUCAUUCCCAUCCACCAUCGCACCUCAGCCUGCGUCUACCUCGACCAUGCAGCAGCAGCAGUUUACACGCGCUCGCAGGUCGCAGCAGCACAUCAGCCCUCAUUCCCUCCCUCAUCUGUUCCCCCCCCUCUUCCCCAAUGCACCGCAUGUCAGGCUGCUGUGUGUAUCUGGACCAUGCAGCAGCAGCAGUAUACACUCGCUCGCAGGUUGCAGCAGCUACCAGAGCCCUCACUCGUUCCCUCUUUUCCAACCCUCACAGCGCCAGUAGCAGCAGUGCGGCCACGUCUGACGCGAUCGAAUCACUUCGCAUGCAGGUGCUAGCCAUGUGCAAUGCGCCUCCCUCCCAGUACGCUUGCGUCUUUACCAGUGGUGCCACGUCAGCACUCAAAACGGUCGGCGAGGCAUUCAGAUGGACGGCGGACAGCGAGCUGGCAAUGACGCUGGACAACCACAACUCGGUGCUGGGGAUCAGAGAGGUGGAUGGAGGGGUGUUCAGAUGGGUGGCAGGCAGUGAGCUGGCGAUGACGUUAGACAACCACAACUCGGUGCUGGGGAUGAGAGAGUAUGCUCUUAGAGCUGGUGCUACAGUGUCUGUUGUUGAUAUUCGCUAUGAGGAUGACUAUAUGGGGGAUGAGGAGGAAGAGGAGGAGGAACAAGGGGGCGAUGAGGAUGAGAGUGAGAGUGGGAGUGAGGCUGGGAGUGAAUAUGAGAGUGGAAAUGAGAGUGAGAGUGAGAAUGGGAGUGAGAAUGGGAGUGAGAAUGGAAAUGACAAACAGGAGAGGAGAGUGGAGAAGGUGGGAGUGGAUGAAGUGAGGAUAAUGAAGGAGGAAUUUAAGGAAGAAGAGGGAGGAGAGGAUGAAGAACAGGAGGAGGAAGAAGGAGCAGAGGAGGAUGAAGAAGAAGAAGCAGAGGAGGAAGAAGAAGCAGAGGAGGAGGUGGAAGAGGAGGAAGAGGAGGAAGAGGAUGAAGAUGAGGAGGAAGAGGAUGAAGAGGAUAGGAGGGCGGGUGUGAGGUUGGGUAGUGGGAGGAAGGUCCGAUUUGCUUUGCGUGGGAGGAGGAGCAAACGUAAGAGGGCGGAGGAGGAGGAGGAAGAGGUGGAAGAGGAGGAAGAGGAGGAGGAGGAGGAGGAGGAGGAGGAGGAGGAGGAGGAGGAGGAGGAGGAGGAGGAGGCGGAGGAAGAGGAGGAGGAGGAGGAGGAGGAGGAGGAGGAGGAGGAGGAGGAGGAGGAGGAGGAGGAGGAGGAGGAGGAGGAGGAGGAAGAGGAGCAGGAGGAGGAUGAGGAGGAGGAAGAAUCAGAAGCAGAAGAUGAAGAAGAGGGGAAAGUAGGAGUGAGGGUAGGUGGAAGAAAGAAGGUUCGAGUGGUCUUACAUGGGAGCAGCAGGAGUAAGCGCAAGGGAGCAACAGAAGAGGAAGAGGAAGAGGAGGAGGAAGAAGAGGAGGAAGAGGAAGAAGAAGAGGAGGAAGAAGAGGAAGAGGAAGAAGAGGAUGAGGGAGAGGAGGAUGAGGGAGAGGAGGAAAGGAUGGGCGUGAGGUUAGGUGGCAAGAAGAAGGUUCGAGUGGUCUUACCUGGGAACAGCAGGAGUAAGCGCAAGGGAGCAACAGAGGAGGAAGAGGAAGAGGAGGACGAAGAAGCGGAGGAGGAUGAGGAGGAGGACGAAGAAGAGGAAGAGGAGGGAACGGUGGGAGUGUUGGUGAGAAGGAGGAAGGUUCGAUUGGCGUUAGCUGGCAGCAGCAGGAGCAAGCGCAGUGAUGUGGUGGGAAAGGAAGCUGAAGCAGUCUCUGCCGGUGGUUGUACUGGUAAUGUGCGGCAACCCCUAAGUGCUGCAGAUGUCAAUUUGAAUGCACGGACUGGUGAAGCAGUGGGGCCAGCAGCAGCGAUUGUGAGUGGGAGGGACGGUGAACCUGUAGGGGCAGCAGCGAGUGUGAGGACAGGUGAACCUGUGGGGACAGCAGCAGAUGUGAAUGCGAAUGCAGGGACAAGUGAACCUGUGGGGGGAGCAGCAGCGAGUGUGAGUGUGAGGACUCCUGAACCUGUGGGGGCAGCAGCACUUGCCGAAACCAACCCUUCUGAUUCCACUGUUCUUGCCGAACCAGUGCUGACCGAACCACAGAAUGGCAGGGCUGUUUCCGAGCCUGGACAGGAGGUUCGGCCAGGUGGGACUGGCUUAGGAGGAAGAAGUGAGGAGAAGGGCCAUGAGGGAAAAAGGGGUGGAGAGGCAGGAUCAGGGUCAAGGGAUGUGAGAACAGAGCAUGAGAGGCCUUCUGAGUCGUCUCAACUGUCAAGGGAUACAAGGGCAAGGGGCAUGAAACAGCAUCGAGCGGCGGAUCGGAAGGGUAGAAGGGUGGAUGGAAUGGUGGAUGGUUGUCCAAAGGGCACAGUCCUUCGAGGGGUGGUAGAGGGGGUGUCCCUUCGCCUGCUGAACCGAUUCUCUCGGGCAGCAAGGGAAGGGAAGGCAAGGGAACACGAGGCACCAAAAGCGCCAACGGCACGACGGGAAGAAGCUGUUUCAAAGCCGCCUGAAGAGGUGUUUUCAGGGGCAGGGAAGGAGGAGGAGCGGCAGCAGCGGCGGCGAAGGCAGAAUCAGGAGGGGCAGGAGGAGUUGCCGUUUGUCCCAUGCCUGUUUGCAAUGCCUGCAGAAAGUAAUCUUAGCGGCGAGAAGCUUGAUCUGAGGGUGGUGCGGGCGGUGAAGGAGGAGAGGUGUUUGGAUGGGUGGGAGGGGUGGAGCCGGGAGGACAGAGGAGUGGAGAGCGGUGAUGGUAGGAGACGAGGCAGGGGGAGAGGGAAAAGGAGAAGUGAGAAGGGAAUCGAGGAGGAAAGAGAGCAAGGGAGAGAGAAGGGAGGGGAUGGCACAACAACUGCUGGUGCCUCUCAAACUCAACAACAACAACAGCAGCAGCAGCAGCAGUUGCCUGCACGCAAGAGAGCAUGGGGCGGCCUCUGGGGUUGGCUGGGAGGAAGUCGUGGGACAUCCGGUGCAGCAGAUGAGGAUCAAGGGCAGGUCGAUAGCAAUGGUGUGGCGACUGGUGGUGGAGCUGACAGGGGUGCUGGUGGUGGGAAGGCCCAGGGUACAGAUGCUGUACGCACGGAGAGCAGUGGCAGGGUGACUCGGGGCCAUGAAGCUGAUAGGGAGGGUGGUGGUCGGGAUGGGAGUGGUAGGAGUCGUACUGGUCGUGGUGGUGAUGGUGGAUGCAGUGGUGAAAGUGCUUCUUCUGCCCUGCUGACUUCGUCGCACUCUCCUUUUACAAGGUGGACUGUCCUUACCCCUCUCCACCCCUCGUCACCCCUCUUCAUCCCUCUCCACCCCUCCUCACCCUGCUCCACCCCUCCUCACACCUCUUCACCCCUCUCCAUCUCUCCCUCUCCCCACGCCACUCACUACCCUACUGACUCCGUUGCCCUCUCCUUCCACAAGGUGGGUUGCCCCCUCCUCUCCAUACCUCCUCCCUCCAUUUCUCAUGCUUUUCUCUUCACAUGUGCUUCCUUACUGCCAUCAGCCAACAUCCCUUCACCUUGUGUCAUCCCUUUCCUCAAUCCUUGCCUCCCACAUGUGUACGCUACACGCCAACUUGUGCGUCUCAUUCAGAUUCUGCUUUCAUUCUCCGCAAGCCCUACUUCAGUGGAGGCACCGUGGCAGCAGUUCUACCAGUCCCCGACUUUGUCCCUCACUGUUCUCUCCUCGCUUAACAUAGAAGCACAGGCCUCCGGCAGUGGGAGGACAGAACCAUGCACGUCCUCCACCUCUCUCCAUUCUCCACAUCCUCUCUCUAUUUCGCCCCUCACAGGCACCGUGGCAGCAGUGUUUGCAGACUCCGACUUAGUCUCUCUGCGCCCAUCACUCGAAGCACAGUGGGAGGACGGCACGCCCCCCUUCCUCCAGCUGGCAGCAGAGCUUCCCCCAGGCCUCGCCCUGGUCUCCCGCCUCUCAUUCUCCGCCAUCCAACGCCACGUCUCGUCUCUUGCACUCUUCACCACCUCUCGCCUCCUCUCCCUCCGCCACUGCAACGGCCAGCACGUCUGCAUCGUGUAUGGAAGGCACAGGGCCUUGUUGCUGCAUCUUGAACAGAGCAGAGUCGUAGAUCGGGAGAGGCGAGCGUCUUCUGAUUCGAUUGAGAAGAAUGGAGUGGUGGAUUUGCAGGGACGAGAGGAGGAACGAGAGGCAGUGUUGAAGCAGCAGGGGGGGGUGGUGGCGUUUAACCUGAAGCGCAGCGAUGGAUCGUGGGUGGGGCACAAGGAGGUGGAGAAGCUGGCAGCCAUCCACAGCAUUCAUCUCCGGACUGGUUGUUUCUGCAACCCUGGUGCCUGUGCCAAGCACCUGCGCCUCUCCCACUCCCAACUCCUCGAGAAUUACGAGGCGGGGCACGUGUGUUGGGACGACAACGACGUGAUUGCCGGGCGGCCGACUGGCGCCGUGAUUUUUCCGAUCAGUCCCUUUCUCCCCUCUCCCACAUGCGACAGACCGACUGGUUGCUUCUGCAACCCAGGAGCCUGUGCCAAGCACCUGCGCUUGUCUCAUGCCCAACUCCUCGAAAACUACGAGGCGGGGCACGUGUGCUGGGAUGACAAUGACGUGAUUGCCGGGCGGCCGACUGGCGCCGUGCGGAUCUCCUUUGGACACCUGUCAACCAUUGAUGACGUGGAGGCGUUCCUCUCCUUCAUCCAAACGUGCUUUGUGGAGCUGCCACGUCAGCACACUCCACCUCAGCACGCCACCUCUGCUGCCUCUGCUGCUUCUGCCGCUACCGCUGCCACCGCUGCCGUUUCCUCUUCUGUGUCUGCUUCUACAGCCGCUACAGCCGCUGUUGCUGCUACAGCCGCUACAGCCGCUGUUGCUGCUACUGCCGCUACAGCCGUUGUUGCUACUGUUGCUGCUGCCGAGAAGAAGCUGGAUAUAGGGCGUUUCACUAAUGGAAUAGCAAGCCAUUUGGAGCAUCGGGAGGAGCUUGCACAAGCAGAUGUGGCUAAGGAGAAUCUUUCGCGAGCACGUGCGCCUGCACAAAGUGUGACUAUAGAGGGGCUGUUUGUGUAUCCGAUCAAGUCGUGUGCUCCCAUGCGAGCGCAAGCAUGGCCGCUGGGGCCCACUGGUCUGCUGCAUGACCGGGAAUGGCUUAUCAUCAACCCUAUAGGCACUCCACAAAGGCCCAACAGGGUCCCCUCACUCUACAGCCUCCGCCCAUCCAUCAACCUCGCUUCACGCCUCCUCUCCAUCCACCUUACUCCCCAAGGCUCUCCUCCUGCCCAGUCUCCCCUCCAAUUACCUCUUGACAUGUGGCCUGAUGCCAGGCUGGAUGGCGUGCGAGUGUGCGGUGACAGCGUCCACGUGGCAGUGUACCCUGCUGACGUGGCAGCCUGGCUCUCCGCCGCUCUCGGCACGCCAUGUCAGCUUGUGAGGCUCCUUCCGCACGCCCGCCAGCAGAAGAAGCUGCCUAGAAGCAUCCUCAGCAGUCAGGACAACACCAGAACCAAUCAGAUCAGUGAAAACCAAUCCAGCCGUAACGAAUCUUCCCAAUCCGCAUCCUCCUUCCACUCCUAUUCCUCCUCUCCCUCCUCUUCCCCCUCUCUCUCGCUAGCCAAUGAGGCUCAGCUGCUAGUGCUCUCAUCUGCUAGUCUGGCUGAUCUUUGGAGGAGAGUGGCACAUGGGACAGAGGGGGAGCUGAUGGCAGGAGAUGGACGGAAAACAGAUGGGAGAACAACAGGAGUGGAUAAACCUUUGCAAAAUAAGCAAGUCAAAUCUGGUCCCUUGCCGUUGCUAGGGUCUCAUUCUGCUGCGCUUCCUUGCUGCCCUGCCGAUUGGAGCCUGAGGCUCGGUAACCCUGCCGAACCUAAUGGUCUGGACUCAGGCUCGGGGAUGGAUCAAGCUUAUCCAGCACCAGCAGCAGCAGCAUCUGCCACGUCAGCAGGGUCAUCUCAGGCUGCUGACGUGGACAGAGAUGCGGAAGCAGAUGCCUCGUGGGCAUUGCGGUUUCGCCCCAACAUUGUGGUGGGCGGUGCUGACGUGGCGCCAUACGAUGAGGACAGGUGGAAGCAGCUGGUUGGUCAAGAUGCUUCCUUUGAGGUGAGCAGUGCUUAA
Closterium sp. Naga37s-1 is the source of this 8934-nucleotide messenger RNA. NCBI's taxonomy places the organism in Eukaryota, Viridiplantae, Streptophyta, Zygnematophyceae, Desmidiales, Closteriaceae. The record is from the annotation of a GenBank genome assembly.